CAGAAAAAAGUAAUAGGUGGGGCUUGUUUAAAUAAUUGGGCGUGGUUUGUAAGUAUUGGCCACACCUACAAGGCGUAUCCCAAACAAAAUGGCAGCUCUAAAGUUAGCAAAAGCAGUCCCCAGGGCCACUGUAAAAGACUAUGAACCUGCUGAGAGAAGCUAUCAUUCUACAGUAAUAGUAGGAGACUGUCUUUAUAUGUGGGGUGGGGAUAAAGGUGGCCAUCCUAAAGAACACAAUACUGAGAUAGAGAGAAGAGAUUCAUCAUUUGUGGAGGUACUUCACCUUCCGACUGGUAGGUGGGAGCAGAAACCUACCACUGGUGAUCCUCCACUGGGUAUCAUUGGUUAUGCAGCUGUUGCUAUUGGGAAUGAGAUAUUCUAUUAUGGAGGACAUUGUAGUCAUUUCCACUAUGAUGAUAAUGCUCUGUACAGUUUAAAUGUUGAUACUCUCAAAUGGAGGAAAGUUGUACCUACUAAUCCUAAGGAUGGUCCUGAGAAGAAGAAUGGGUGUGGUAUGAUUGCUAUAAAGAUUGAGGGAGAAGAUUACCUUGUAAUAAUUGAACCAUAUUCUAUUCAUUAUUUUAGAAUUGCUACAGGUCAGUGGAUCUCACCUAAAGUUACUGGAGAUGAUAUUACUGAAAUUAUACACUUUAAUUUGAUGUCAGUAGAUGAUACCAGUGCUAUUGUACUUCAAGAUGAUCAUAAUGAUAUAUCAAAAAAUUCUGUUUAUCGUCUUACCUUUACUAAAGGAUCAGUGGUUUAUGCAAGGAUUUUUAAAAGAAAUGCUAUAGCUGAUGACUUGUGGUUUGUGCCUUGUCAUCAUAGUGUAUUACUGAAUAGUCCUUCAGGACUAAAACUAUUGGCUAUUGGUGGCAAUGAAUGUGAGACAUUUGAUAUUAACAAAACUAAUUGGAAGAAGGUUGAUGUUCCUGAAUCAGUCAAAACUAGAGAUGUUCAUUCUCUAUCAGUUUGGAAUGAAGAUACAACCAAUACUUGGAUAAUAGAGUUUGGAGGAAUAUGGGAUAGGCUAUUACUCAGUCAUACAAGAUUCCUUAAUAUCAGUGAGUAUAAUAAUAAUUACUGUACAGCAAUAUUUGAAUUACUUAUACUGUUAAUUUAA
Molecule: messenger RNA, 1120 nt
Organism: Amphimedon queenslandica
Lineage: Eukaryota; Metazoa; Porifera; Demospongiae; Haplosclerida; Niphatidae
Exons: 5
Coding region: 89-1120 (343 amino acids)
Molecular function (GO): protein binding
Source: RefSeq, a predicted model, not a curated record